Messenger RNA from Uranotaenia lowii, 1179 nucleotides. RefSeq lists its product as uncharacterized. Bases 1 to 1179 code for a protein of 392 amino acids. The record is from RefSeq and is a predicted model, not a curated record. Gene Ontology annotation, biological process: DNA integration. The transcript has a single exon. Gene Ontology annotation, molecular function: nucleic acid binding. NCBI's taxonomy places the organism in Eukaryota, Metazoa, Arthropoda, Insecta, Diptera, Culicidae.
AUGUUGCAUGCUGCUCAACAGCUUCUACUUUGCGGAUUACGCCAUCAAUUUUGGAUUCUGCAUGGCCGCAGUACGGUGCGAAGGGUUAUUCGCCGGUGUGUCACUUGCAUGAAAGCAAAACCGGUAGGAAUGCAGCAGAAAAUGGGUGACCUACCCUUUGCGCGAUUGGAAGGUGUGCAUGCAUUCUACAACACUGGGGUAGAUUUUGCCGGACCGAUCUACCUGCGACAGCAUAACAAGCGUGGGACUGUUUUGUACAAAGCAUAUGUGGCCGUCUUUGUAUGCUUUGCUACACGUGCGAUACAUCUAGAGCUAGUGGGCGAUUUGACAGCGGAUUCCUUCAUCGCCGCACUACACCGAUUUGUGUCCCGUCGGAGCAAGUGUGCCAGAUUGUUCUCCGACAACGGUCUCAACUUUGUGGGCAGCCGCUCAAAGUUACGAGAGAUGUACGACCUGUUUCAGUCCCAGCUCCUGAAAAAUAAAUUGAACGACUUUUGCUCCAAGUCAGCCAUCGAAUGGAACAUGAUCCCACCAAAUGCCCCACACUUUGGCGGGUUGUGGGAGGCCGGUGUGCGCUCUGCCAAGUACCACCUUAAGCGCAUCACUGGAACAGCGAAUAUGAACUUCGAAGAAUACACGACAGUGUUGGCCCGCAUCGAAGCGCUGCUCAACUCGCGGCCUAUCACUCCGCUGUCCGAGGACCCACGAGAUUUGCGACCUCUGACUCCUGGUCAUUUCUUGGUCGGCCGCCCUCUGACAGACAUCGCAGAACCGAGACUGGUCGAACGCAAGGAAUCAACACUAUCCCGCUGGCAACGUUAUUCGAAAAUGGUCCAACAUUUCUGGGAUCGUUGGUCUCAUGAUUACAUCACGACGCUACAGAACCGCAACAAGUGGCAUGUGCGGUACCCCGUGAAAGCUGGUCAGCUGGUCAUCAUUCGAGAAGACAACGUGCCGACAACAGCGUGGCGCCUCGGCAGAAUUGAAACGGCUAUUCCUGGUCCCGAUGGUUUGGUGCGCGUCGCAGAUGUGCGUGUUGCUGAUGGGUCCAAAGGCACCAAGGUAUUCCGACGUCCGAUAGCCAAACUGUGCCUGCUGCCAAUCGAGGACAACGAGGUAGAACCUGAAUACGACUUCGAAGACGGCAACGAGAAUUCCGAAGAUAAAAAAAGUGAUUGA